Molecule: messenger RNA, 1242 nt
Organism: Nerophis lumbriciformis (worm pipefish)
Lineage: Eukaryota; Metazoa; Chordata; Actinopteri; Syngnathiformes; Syngnathidae
Source: RefSeq, a predicted model, not a curated record
AUGUUCACAGACAUGGAUUUUGAAUUAGAAGAGGAUAAAUUAGGGAUACCAACAGUACCUGGGACUGUCUGUCUGAAAAAAGAUGCAAAUAACCUUAUUGGGAUCAGCAUUGGUGGUGGGGCACAAUACUGCCCCUGUCUCUAUAUUGUUCAGGUGUUUGACAACACACCAGCAGCUCUCGAAGGGAUGCUUGCAGCAGGUGAUGAAAUCACUGGUGUCAAUGGCAAACCAGUAAAGGGAAAGACAAAAGUGGAAGUGGCCAAGAUGAUUCAAGCUGUACAGGGUGAAGCAAUUAUCCACUACAACAAAUUGCAAGCAGACCCAAAACAGGGAAAGUCUCUGGAUAUAGUUCUGAAAAAAGUCAAACAUCGACUCGUGGAAAAUAUGAGCUCCGGCACUGCAGACGCUCUCGGGCUUAGUCGAGCUAUCCUAUGCAACGAUGGACUUGUUAAAAGACUGGAAGAACUAGAGAAAACAGCAGAGCUUUAUAAAGGCUUGAUGGAGCACACCAAGCGACUGCUCAGAGCCUUCUUUGAGCUUUCGCAAACCCACAGAGGAUUCGGAGACGUUUUUUCUGUCAUCGGAGUGCGAGAGCCCCAAGCCGCAGCGAGCGAAGCUUUUGUGAAGUUUGCGGAUGCUCACCGCAGCAUUGAGAAGUACGGCAUUCAGUUACUAAAGACCAUCAAGCCUAUGCUCCACGAUUUGAACACUUACCUUCACAAGGCCAUACCAGACACAAAGCUCACCAUUCGCAAAUACCUCGAUGUGAAAUUUGAGUAUUUGUCAUACUGUUUAAAGGUGAAGGAAAUGGAUGAUGAAGAAUACAGCAGCAUUGCUAUGGGAGAACCUCUGUAUCGGGUAUGCACCGGCAACUACGAGUACCGUUUGGUGCUGCGGUGUCGACAGGAAGCGCGUGCCAGAUUCGCGAAGAUGAGGAAAGAUGUACUGGAGAAGAUAGAACUUCUAGAUCAGAAACAUGUCCAGGACAUCGUUUUCCAGCUUCAGCGCUUCGUGUCAGGCAUGUCCCGUUACUACGACGAGUGUUACGCUGUGCUCAAAGAGGCUGACGUGUUUCCUAUCGAGGUAGACCUCUCCCGCACCACCAUUAACUACAGCAGCCCGUCUUUUACUUACACCGAUGAGGAAGAGGCGGAGGAUUGUGUGGGAGGAGCCGAUGAAGGAGGAACGUGCGAGGGCAUCCAGGCGGAGAACGGAAGUGAGAAACUAAUCGAUGAUGAAUGA